Molecule: messenger RNA, 4844 nt
Organism: Eurytemora carolleeae
Lineage: Eukaryota; Metazoa; Arthropoda; Copepoda; Calanoida; Temoridae
Product: protein draper
Exons: 31
Coding region: 572-4363 (1263 amino acids)
Molecular function (GO): scavenger receptor activity; protein binding
Source: RefSeq, a predicted model, not a curated record
UUUUAUUUUUCAGAUCUAAGCAUGAAUGCAUAAGUCUGUGUCCGGCAGUGCAAGAAUUAGCCCGGGGAAGGAUUAUAUCAAAACUUAGAUUUGAAAAAUCUGCAUAACGAUCCAACUUCAGUCUCAGAUUAGACAUUUUAACGAUAGAUUAUUCUCAUACUGCACCACCUGAACCUUUUACCUUUCUCUAGCCAGAAAGAAAUUGAAUAGUAUUAUCUUUUGUAGUGGGGUUGAUAUAUGAUUUAUAUAUGAAUUUGUGUGUUUGAUGGAACCCCCAACUGAAUGCCAGUAGACGCUCUUGUGCCUGACAUCUACACUAGCACACACAAUACUCACAUACAAAUACAUAAAAUACCUCAAAUUCUUAAAAUGGAAAUUUAUAAAUCCAAGAUGGCGACCAAGUGAGCUCUAAGUGAACAUGGUGUGAGUAUAAGUGAAAAUAUCUGUGUAUAAGAUUGAUAUAAAGAUGUAGAUAAUGAUAAUGUUGAGGUGUUGCCAGAGAUCUAUACACCAGUAAUGAUCCUAUCCAUGAUUGAUUGAUUGAAUCUGCCAAGGGAACACCUUCUUUAGAAUGUUUCACCAGGUAGUUUUAUGUUCCGCACUCUUCCUUCUCCUACAAGUCGUCUUCCUUCCAACAGCUGCCGGAUUUAAUGAGGGUAUGGCGUCCUGGCAUGAAGGGGGGUCCAACUGGGAUUGGACGCUGCGUCCCCCUGAUCCUACAGAAGCGUCCCAGCUCACUGGACUCAAUAUUUGCACGAAGCAGGAAGCGUAUCAGCAAUCAGUGAGAGUUCAGUCCCAGCAACCCUACCAGCUACGAACCUACACCUGGUGUUGGUCAAUACCUCCUAAAUGUUCAAGAUACAAGAUACAGAUGAAAACAGUUUUCAAAACUGAGAUGAUCUCUAAGGUCCGGACUGUGAACGUGUGCUGUCAAGGGUUUACUAGAAGUGCCAACGGUACAACGUGCGUACCUGAAUGUACACAACCGUGUGUACACGGUACAUGUGAAGAGCCGGACGUGUGUCAGUGUGAUCAAGGGUUCGGUGGUAUCGACUGCUCAAAAUCUUGUCCCCCGGGAAACUGGGGCCCCCGAUGUGAAAAUAAAUGCCCCUGUUUGAACAGUGCUACAUGUGACCCAGUAUCAGGGGCGUGUAGCUGUUCCCCUGGUUGGCAGGGGGAUUCUUGUCAAUUUAAAUGUGACCCAUACAGGUUUGGACAGAACUGCCAGGAAGUUUGCAAGUGCCAAAACGGUGGUGUGUGUGAUCAUAUAUCUGGGGAGUGUAGCUGUGCUUCAGGUUGGAGAGGAGCAUUAUGUGAAGAACCGUGUCCCCCAGGGAAACAUGGAGCCAACUGUACAAACCUUUGUGCUUGUCAGAACCUAGGACAAUGUAACCCUGCUACUGGAAAGUGCUACUGCCCGAUGGGCUGGACGGGUUUAGUGUGUGCUAACCCCUGUCCCCCUGGGAGCUAUGAUAUAGACUGUAGAAAGCGAUGUGACUGUUACAACGGUGCUGUCUGUGAUCAUGUAAACGGAAAGUGUCAUUGCCUUCCAGGAUUCCAGGGAUCAAAGUGUGAGGACCAGUGCCCGUAUGGGAAGUAUGGCCAGGGGUGUGGAGAGAGAUGUCGGUGUGUGAGGGGGGUGUGCGACCCUGUGGACGGAAUGUGUACAUGUCCCCCCGGAUGGACAGGGCCCCUUUGUGACCAACGAGCUUGCAGCAGAGCAGAACUGUAUGGUCCACAGUGUUCCCUUAUCUGCAGAUGUCACCCUGACAACUCAGAAUUAUGUGAUCCGUGGAGUGGGGAGUGUAUUUGUAAACCUGGCUAUGCUGGAGUACAUUGUCACAGACCGUGUCCUAUAUACACCUAUGGAUCCCGGUGUGAAAGUCUCUGCUCCUGUAAGAACGGAGCCUACUGUAAUGGAGUGGAUGGUUCCUGUGCAUGCAGUCCAGGCUGGUUGGGACAGGACUGUAACCAAACCUGUAUUGCUGGCAAAUAUGGAAGAGAUUGCAAAUAUGAUUGUGAGUGUAAGAAUGGGGCAAAGUGCCACCCUACAAGUGGAAAAUGUGACUGUUCACCUGGUUGGCGAGGUAUAUUCUGUGAUACCCCCUGCUCUGCUGGUAGGUUUGGGAAGGAGUGUAAACAGGAGUGUCGAUGUAGGAACGGGGGCUCCUGCCAUCAUAUCACAGGUGAAUGCACGUGUCCAGCUGGUUACAAGGGUAGAGAAUGUGAGAUGGGAUGUGAACGCGGCAGAUUCGGGAUUAACUGCGCUUACUCCUGUGACUGCAACGUAGUGAAUUCUAACGGUUGUGAUCCUGUAACGGGAACAUGUGUUUGCAAACCGGGAUGGAGAGGUCAAAAAUGUGAUUCUAUCUGUGAGGUUGGAAGAUGGGGUUCAGACUGUACAUCUAGAUGUAAUUGUAUGCCAGGAAGCUCCUGUGAUCCUGAGACUGGUCAGUGUAGCUGUGCCCCUGGAUUCUCUGGGCCUAAAUGUGAUAUACAUUGUCCUAAAGGAUUCUAUGGAAUAAACUGUAGACAAGCUUGUCCUCCCUGUAUAGCAAGUUAUGGUGUUUGUGAACAUAAAACAGGACAGUGUGAGUGUACUCCAGGAUACAUGGGAUACUUCUGUAUGGAACCCUGUCCUAGUGGAACCUAUGGCAGGAGAUGUAUGGGAAGAUGUGACUGUAAAAACAACGGCGACUGUUACCACGUGUCCGGAAGUUGUCGGUGUCCAGGUGGAUGGAUGGGAACGGACUGCUCCCAACCUUGUGCGCCGGGACGGUUUGGCCCAGGCUGCACUCAUGACUGCUACUGCCAUAAUGGAGCCAGUUGUAACCCUGUGGAUGGACGUUGUAAAUGCCAGCCUGGGUAUACUGGGACACGGUGCUCUCAACUCUGCCCUGAAGGAUAUUUCGGACAGGACUGUGAGCAUGCUUGUCAAUGCCUUGGCUCAAACUACCUGUGUCAUCCAACCCUAGGAUGUGUCUGCCAACCCAGCUAUCACGGUCCGAACUGUACUGUUCCUGUAUCUGAGCCCGGAGGAACCUGGGAUUUGAACCCUCAGCUAGGUCCUAGUGAUAGUAUUGGGCAGGCGGCAACCAUCUUUAUAUUUAUCAUUACAGCUGCCGCCACGGUCAUCGUUAUCGUUCUUGUCGUCUGCUAUCGACGAAGGUUUCACAGACUAAAAACUGAGUUUGCACAUGUUCACUACAGAGCUAACCCUAGUACCCAACAAGCUGAAGAGUAUGAUGAAAACCUGUAUUCUUUGCCAGGGGAACCACUCCCUGGUCCUACCUCUCUAGGACCCCCUCCAUAUACCCCAAGUGGUCCCCCUCCCUAUUCUAACUCGGAGAACCUGAACUCGAAAAGGGAGUUAAAGGAAGAGCAUGUAUAUGAGAAUGAAGAUGGACAUCAUUUUGAUAAUCCUGUAUACACAACAUACCGUCCCUCAUCACCUCUAACAAAUAUAGAACCUUUAAAUAAUAUCAGGCUGAACAACCGGUUAAAUAAUAAGAAUCGUUUGAAUGAACGAGAACGUGCCGCGGCGUGCGCGCAUUAUCUUGAGGAAGACGACCUGUCUGAUUGUACCAGUGAAAAAGGAGUAGGAUGCAGUGGUUCCGGGUUCUCCUACUCUAGUUUGCACAGGAAGAAAUGUGAAGAUGCUGACUAUACAAAUCCAAACAUUAACUUAUACAACGCUAUAGACAAUAUCAAGGAUAACCGUGAGCUAGAAAAUGUAUAUGAUGAGAUUAGUAAGGGUCUGGUCAAUAAACAAACUGCAGAUAUAGAGGAGAGACUGGGAGAAGGUUUAGGAUACGAUAGAUUGGAUUUUAGUAGACCUCAAACUGAUCUUAGACCUCAGUAUCAAUCUACAAACACGCUCAAGUCCCUGGGGUCUCGAGAUAAUCUGGCGGAUAGUGGUGUUUCCUCAACCCAGAGCACUGGAACUGUUCCUUGGUCAUCUCAGAGUAAUACAGGGAGUAAGCUUACAUCUGCACGGAGUACCAGCACAGUUCCUUGGUCCUCAGGGAGCAGUACAGGGAGCAGAUUAUCUUCUGCUCGAAGUACGGGAGCAGUCCCGUGGGACGAGGAAGGAGCAGGAGUGGAUCAGGUUCAGGGAGCAGCUUUUCAAUCCUUUCGAGGAGAUCCAGGCAGUUCAAACCAGAGAAGGAGUUUACACGAGGGAACCCAGACUCUGGAGCGACGGAGCAACCGGAGAGAUGGUUCUGAGAGAUUAAAACGACGGAGUAAACCUGUUCAGAUGUCAGAAUUAGUGCGAUUUAACCCUGGAGAAGGUUGUCUAACUCCAGCACUACCCGGAGCUGAACUUGAACCCGAAGGAUGGGAAGGAUCAGAUAUCUUGUGAUAAACCUGUGAUAAACAGUGAACUCUCUAAAUUGUAGUAUUGAACUUGUUCUCAAGUUUAAAGAGACAAACCAGCAAUAAGAGUUGUGAACCAAUACUUCUGCUUCAUAUAUAUAUACAGUACAUAUUCGAUAGACAUAUUUUAUCAGUUUACUUCUUUAUCCAACAAAUAUUAGCAGUAUUGCAGAUAUCAGUUUAAUAAUAAUAUAGAACUAUAAUAGAGAUAAUUUAAUGAAGUGAAAUGGAUUGAAUUGCUUAUCUGCUCCAAUAUACCAUUUGAACCUGUCCUGUGCAGUUGUGAAUACCUAGAGUUAAAUUAUCUAGGUUUCUAACAAGAUAAUUGAAAUCAACCUCAACUUAUAUAUACUCUGUGAGGAAUACACCCAACUGCAGGGUGAGCUCAAAGAAUACAAAAAUUAAGAAAUUAAAAUUGUUUUCAUCCAUGUAUUGUAUAUCAUAAUUAACCAAUUUUAAAUUGUACA